CUCUUUUUAUAUUCUCAUUCCAUCUCCUCUUUCUCUACUCCCUCUCUUUCUCUUCAUCACUCCACAUCGAUACUACCAUCAGUCUCACAUCUCGCGGAAUUAAGCAUUACGACGACAACAUCGAAAUCGGACCUGACCUAAUUUAAUCUAAUACUUUAUCAGCUACUUUGCCAUGGAAUCAAACGCACCACCACAGCGCCCAAAAAACUUGUGUCAGGUUGCAGAUUACUUGCUGUCACCUCAAUCAGGUGUUAAGAAAAGAGAGGGCGUCUUUAACGAAUCCAGAGUUACUUACUUUCGAGGAAAGGGAGCUGUCAAUGCCUUAUUGAAACCUGAGUUCCGUCAAACGGCAGUAGGCAAGGAAUUGGGCGAACUGACAAGGGAAUCAGCAGGGGAGCUUCUCAUGUCUAUGAUCCCUCACCAGUUCUUCCUCAGAGUCGCACGCCCCAGUGAUCCAGAUAUGCCUAAGAAUAUGCUUACAAUCGUUCAAUACCAGUCAUUUAGUGAGGAUGGCUUGUACCUCUGGAGGUAUGAGGGCUCACAGCUUCGAAACCAACUGAUGGCCGCUGGUCUUCUUCUCAUUGUCCUUGCUGCAGUCAUGUUCCCACUUUGGCCAGUUACGUUGCGUCUGGGAGUGUGGUACCUAUCUGUGGGCGUUCUCAUUCUUCUUGGCCUCUUCUUUGCAAUGGCUAUCGUUCGUCUCAUUUUGUUCAUGAUCACCUGGGUGGUGCUUAAGCCUGGUAUUUGGCUCUUCCCCAAUUUGUUUGAGGAUGUAGGUUUUGUCGAUUCAUUCAUUCCACUCUGGGGUUGGCAUGUACCUGAGCCACCAAAGGAGGUUAAAAAGAAGGGUGCUGUUGCUGGUGGUGAGGAGCCUGAGCAAGUGGUCCACACUGAGGUCGUAAGCGAUGAAACAGCUGCAAAGAUCGCUAAGCGUAGACCUAUGGUUGAGGAUGCAGUGGACGAAGAUGCAUGAUCGUUUUAAUUGUCCAUUUAUAAACACGAACAAGAAUGUCCCAUAAGCUUUUACCAACUCGAAUUCCCCUUUGCAUGUAUCCUCACGAAAAUCCUUUUUUUUUGUUUUUUUAUCUUUAUAUUCAUCAAUAAAUUCUCAUAAAUGUUCUCAGCUUGAG
This is a messenger RNA of Lobosporangium transversale, 1130 nucleotides long. RefSeq names its product translocation protein Sec62-domain-containing protein. Gene Ontology annotation, biological process: post-translational protein targeting to membrane, translocation. The transcript has 2 exons. Gene Ontology annotation, cellular component: endoplasmic reticulum membrane; endoplasmic reticulum. Lineage: Eukaryota; Fungi; Mortierellomycota; Mortierellomycetes; Mortierellales; Mortierellaceae. The coding region runs from base 173 to 973 and encodes 266 amino acids. The record is from RefSeq and is a predicted model, not a curated record.